GCGACGUUUACACUCUCUUUCCAAAAGAAAACAGUUUCUUCAUUGCUCUGCUCUAUAUUUCUCACUUAAACUCCAUGAAUGAACUUCAAAGCUCUCUUCUUUUCAUCUAAUAAAAAUACCCUUUAAUCGUUUUUUGCUUCUUUAUUUCACUGUAUAAUCAACGAAGGGUUUUCUUUUUUUUCUUUCGGAUUUUUUAGGGAAAAAAACGAGCUGCAAUGGAGAAAAAGCAAGGUUUUUUCUCAUCUCUCAAAGAAGACGUGAUUCGCGGGCUUUCACCUUCCCGUUCCCGGUCCAACAGUCUGGCGAGAACCGGUUCACCCAUGUCCGGUCUCUUGCGGAGAAAGAAAACCAGUAACCAGUACUACGCCGGUGGCGGCGGUUACGUGGCGCAACCGGAGCCAUUGAUCGCGAGAUCCGGGAGCUUAAGGCCAGUCGGGGAAGCUUUGGCUCCACUCAUGGAAGGUCCUGAUCCCGACGGAGUCGAAAUCGGGGACUCGAAACGAGUCGGGUCGGGUAUAGGACAAUGGGUUAAGGGGCAGUUGUCGAGGAACCCUUCCGUUACUGCUUCGUAUAAGAGGUCUGAUCUGAGAUUGUUGCUUGGGGUUAUGGCUGCACCAUUGGCUCCGGUUCAUGUUAACUGCAAUGACCCUUUGCCUCAUUUGAGCAUCAAAGAUACUCCCAUUGAAACUUCCUCUGCUCAGUACAUAUUGCAGCAAUACACGGCGGCUUCCGGCGGGCAGAAGUUGCAAAACUCGAUUCGGAAUGCCUACGCUAUGGGGAAGCUUAAAAUGGUAGCUUGUGAAUACGAAACGGCAACGAGGACGGUUAAGAAUCGCAACGGCUCUAAAGGCGCGGAGUCCGGCGGGUUUGUGCUUUGGCAAAUGAAUCCGGACAUGUGGUAUGUCGAACUUGCGGUCGGUGGUAGCAAGGUUCGCGCUGGAUGUAAUGGGAAGCUCGUGUGGCGGCAUACGCCUUGGCUCGGUAGUCAUACCGCGAAAGGACCUGUUCGACCGUUGCGUCGUGCGCUUCAGGGUCUUGAUCCGAGGACUACGGCUGGUAUGUUUGCUGAUGCAAGAUGCAUAGGUGAGAAAAAUGUUAACGGUGAAGAUUGCUUCAUCCUCAAGUUAUGUACCGAGCCGCAGACGCUUAAGGCGAGGAGUGAAGGCCCGGCGGAGAUCAUUAGGCAUGUUUUAUUCGGUUACUUUAGUCAGAAGACUGGACUUCUUGUUCACAUCGAAGAUUCACAUCUGACUCGUAUUCAAUCUAACGGCGGUGAUGCUGUUUAUUGGGAAACCACAAUCGAUUCAUAUCUCGAUGAUUACCGUCCCGUUGAAGGUAUCAUGAUAGCACAUUCCGGUCGUUCUGUUGUUACACUUUUCAGGUUCGGGGAAGUCGCAAUGAGCCAUACUAAAACAAAGAUGGAAGAAGCUUGGACGAUCGAGGAGGUUGCCUUCAAUGUACCAGGCCUUUCGGUUGAUUGUUUUAUCCCACCAGGUGAUUUGAAGUCCGGAUCCAUCGGUGAAACCUGCGAACUCCCUCAAGACGAAAAGGGAAAGACCGCGAUCGUGUUAGCAGCACAACGUGCCAAGCUCGCCGCAGCUGGCAACACAAUUUGGAAGAUGGAAGUCUGAGUGGGAAAAUCACAUCUUUGGCAAAUUGUUCAUAUUGGUAACUAGUGCAGUUCACUGACACAUUAGAAGGUCUCUUUUUUCGACUUCGGUUUUUUGCCUCUGUUAUUACUUCCGAUGCAGUAUUCGACUACGGUGUCGGAGUUCGGGUUAUUCUGGUUCGGGAUCGAGCUAACAGAGGUUAAUAUUUUUUAGGUUGUGAAGCUGCCCUAUUAACCUUUAUAUAUAUAUAGUUUCACACUAACUCUAAUGGUUAAUGAAUAUAUUGUGGCAGUAUAAAAGGAUGCUGCUACUAAUCAUGUUUGAGAAUUCGACAGUCAUUUUUCUGGUUUUUAAUGUUAGUGUUUCUGGAUUCUAUGAUUCCAUUGUUUGUCUGAAAGUGAUGUUGUUGGAUAUGGUAAAUGACAUGGAAUUACCUGUGUUCUGGUUGGCUGCUACUGAAAAGCAAAAAUGUAAACUCAAAAUCCAUGUUCAUCUGUUAAUUUAAUGCUUAUUGUUAAUGUUAUAUAAAUUUUAAAAUGUUAUUUGACUUUAA
This is a messenger RNA of Gossypium raimondii (Peruvian cotton), 2163 nucleotides long. RefSeq lists its product as uncharacterized. The transcript has 2 exons. The record is from RefSeq and is a predicted model, not a curated record. Bases 216 to 1631 code for a protein of 471 amino acids. NCBI's taxonomy places the organism in Eukaryota, Viridiplantae, Streptophyta, Magnoliopsida, Malvales, Malvaceae.